Phyllostomus hastatus (greater spear-nosed bat) is the source of this 1122-nucleotide messenger RNA. RefSeq names its product zinc finger protein DZIP1L-like. Gene Ontology annotation, biological process: cilium assembly. Gene Ontology annotation, cellular component: cytoplasm; ciliary basal body. The record is from RefSeq and is a predicted model, not a curated record. NCBI's taxonomy places the organism in Eukaryota, Metazoa, Chordata, Mammalia, Chiroptera, Phyllostomidae.
AUGAGCAUGCAGGGUGACCUGCUGUUGCUCCAGGUGCAGCUUGUUGUGACUGUUGUCUCUGAGGUUCUGGUCCUACCUCAGCUCCUUUGCUGGCUACAGUGCCCUUGGUGGCACCCUCCCAAGGGGGUCAUCCCAGGGCUUCUGACCAUGCAGUUUCUUGCUACCAUUGUUCAGGGGCCCCAUCAUUCCAUCUUCGGGGCCUACACAAUCCCUCCCUUCAGGUUCCAGCCUCGCAAUGGGAGCAUGGACUGGAGGCACAUGAGUGUCCUGGAUGUGGACCGUGUGAUACGAGAGCUGGAUGUGGCCACCCUGCAGGAGAACCUCACUGACAUCACCUUCUGCACCUUGGAUGGGGAGGAAUGUAGCCACUGUUUGCAGCCUUUGGACCAGGGGCUGCUUAAUGUGCUGCGCCUAGCUCAGCUCUCCAUUGAGUACCUGAUGCACUGCCAGGACUUCCUGAUGACCAGAGUUACCCUGCUGGAGCUGCACCUGCAAGCCAGCCUGAGGCAGCAGUCACAGAGUCAGCAGCAGCUGGACAGCCAGGCUGAAGAGCUCAGGGGUUUGCGAGAGGAGAGGCACCGGCAACGCCAGAUGAUCAAAGACUUGCAGCAGCUUCUCCGAUGGUCAGGUGGCCAGAGCUACUAUAUGUGCCAUCUGUGUGAGAAGACCUUCCUGAGUGCCUCCUAUCUCUCGAGCCACCUGCAACACAGGCAUGAGGAGAAACAGAAGCAGGAAGAGUCUAUGGAGGAGGUGGUACGAGACCCAGCCCAGCUGACAUCAACUCAAGAGGAGCUGACAGCCCUGUUGAAGAAGCAGAGGCAGCUGCAGGAAGCAAAGACCACCUGUCAGAGGGAAAGAGACGCUAAAGCUAUGUUUGAGGAGUGGAAAGAAGAGCUAUCUGAGGAAAUAUACCAACAAAAAAAAGUAUUUUGGGAUGAGCUGAAAAGUUCUGUCCUCCCUGACUCUCCAUUAGAAGAGACACCAGGGGCCCCGCAGUCCUGUGACGAGAUGUAUUCCAGCCUCGGGUCUCUGCAGGAUGAGGAGUGCGAGGAACUGCUCAGGCAGACACAGGAAUUUGAGGACCUGAGAUUUCUCAAGGAGACGAAAAUUCAGGAAAGUUGA